Messenger RNA from Poecilia reticulata (guppy), 1128 nucleotides. It is a transcript of the gene creld1a, whose product is annotated as CRELD disulfide isomerase 1a. Gene Ontology annotation, molecular function: calcium ion binding. The record is from RefSeq and is a predicted model, not a curated record. NCBI's taxonomy places the organism in Eukaryota, Metazoa, Chordata, Actinopteri, Cyprinodontiformes, Poeciliidae.
UUUGAAUGUGAUUUGCUGUCAAACAGACAGUGUAGCGUGUCAAAAGCGUCUGGUUUGGAUACUUGACUUGUGUAAGGAGAUGGAGGAGAAGUGGCUACAGAGAACGCUGCUGCCGGCUGUGUGGCUGUGCAGCGUUCUGGCUGCUCAUCGGGUCAACAGCUGCCCGCAUGCUUGUAGCAAAUGUUUAGGGCAAGAAAAUGACCUUUGCAAAGAGUGCAAGACUGGAUGGGCUCUCUAUAACUUCACAUGUGUAGACAUCGAUGAGUGUGGCACUGAGCUGGAUUCCUGCUCUCCGAACAGUUACUGCUUCAAUAUAGAAGGCUCCUUUGAGUGCAGAGGCUGUGAUGUGGCCUGUGUUGGCUGUAUGGGUGGCGGAUCAGCUCGCUGCAGAAAAUGUGCUCCUGGCUACAGACUGAUGGGCUCAAAGUGUUUAGAUGUAGACGAAUGUGGUGACAGAGUACUUGCCUGUCCUGGCCUGGAUGAGAUCUGUGUCAACACAGAAGGCUCUUUCCGCUGUCAGUGUGCCAAAGGCUUCAUCAGGAAGGACAGUGUUUGUUUGAGGAAGCAACUGCCCAAUGCUCAAGAGAAAGGCCUCUUUGAGGAUCUCCAGGAUGAUGAAGUGGAGGUGCUGCAGCAGAUGUUUUUCGGGGUGCUGCUUUGCGCUUUGGCCACGCUGGCAGCCAAAGGAGAUCUGGUCUACACAUCGAUAUUCAUGGGAGCAGCAGCAGCCAUGGCAGGUUACUGGCUCUCAGACAGGGGUGACCGUGUCUUAAACAACAUCCUGAGAGGGCGCUAACGCCCCCAAAUCGUUACGAAAAGGACACAUUCAGCCUCAGAUAUGAAAACAAAUCCAGUUGGUUGAAAACAACUGCUAUAUUUUCUAAAAAACUUUCAAUGUUUUGAUGAGCCUCAUUAAUCAGAUUAAAAACACCUUUUGUAAACAAGCUUUAAGGAAACGGUUUUAAAUUAUUUCUGGAUUGAUAAUAAUUUCAUUGGUCUAAUGUAUGUACUUAAUCUAUUUGUUGUGUUUCAGUUAGAGAAUGUUUUCAGUCGCAUUGUUUAUUUGAGAUCCACCCCUACAUUAUUGUACACAACUAUUCACAUUAAACAUCAUCCUGCAGGCAGCCA